UGUAGGGUAAGUUACUUUCACAAAUACUAACACAAUGCCUCAUCCUAAUGGCUCACAAAACAAGGAGUAUAAUGCCUCGAAGUAAAUUCUGUUGUGUAUCAAUAGAACUGACAUAUAUAUAAGCAAGCGCUAAACUAAAAUCUAACACCUUUGAUUUAUUUAUUUUUUCUUGUUAACUAAAUGAAAAUAUUUAAUAAAAAACUUUCUAAUAAUUCUUAUGACACUUCACUUAGAAAUGUACAUAUUUGAAAAAAAAAUAAAUUUUUAGUGUGUAUGGGGAAAAUGGAUUCGACGGUUUUGAUGAGUAAACCCUGGGUUAUGAUCUCAUCCACACCAUAGCUAUAUGCAUGCAAUAGGAAUGGGAUUUUAGAAUCUUCGCAUUGCAUGUUGGUAAUUCUAUAUGUGUAAAUGACAUAUUUGGCUUUGACCAAGAUUGAUAAGAUAUAUAUUGUCACAUCUCUUUAUUUAAUUUCCAUUAUUGAGAAUUUUUUUAUGAGAAUCCCAUUUUUUCAAGUUAGGCAAAAAAUUGUGAGAUGGUUUUGGGUCGUAAGCAACCUGCUAGCUACAAACCUUUUUUUUUUGGUGUCAUAAAUUGAGCUUUAUCUCAUUGGAAAUACAAACCUCAUCCCGUUCUCCGAAGCAAGAAAAUGACUUAACUGAUCUUCUCUACUCACUAUUUAAAUCCAUCAUGCCCAACUCAAUUUCCAUCAUCCUAAGUGCCUGCAACAUCAGACGAGCAAAGUUCACAGACAAGCAAAUAUGAAGAACCUAUUCUUGUCCAUGCUCUUUCUGCUCUCAUUCCUCUUCUUCCUUGGUGAGGCUACUGUUCCAUGUCCCGCUGUGGAUGCCAAGGCAGCGGCAUGCGUGGGAUUUGCAACAGGCAAGGAUGCUAAGCCCUCAGCUAAAUGCUGCAAUGGACUGCAGCAGCUUGCUCAAACUGUCAAAUCCGUUGAUGAUAAGAAAGCUAUCUGCCGAUGCUUGAAGUCUGGCGCCAAAUCACUCCGAAUUCAGGACAGGUUUUUGAGCAAGAUUCCUCAAGCUUGCAACAUCAAAGUUGGUUUCCCUGUCUCCAUCAACACCAACUGCGAGACGAUUAAAUAAUUAAAUUAUGAUGGAGUCGGGAGAAUGAUCCAUGAAGAAGCCCCGUCGCUAGCUAGUUUUGAGUUUUGGGUGAAAUAAAACGGAUAACAUCAAUGUCACUGUUGGCUUUGACUUAAAGAUGAUGAUUGAUGUAUUGAAUUCACAAGUUGUUGAACUUGGUUUAGUAGAAUGAGAUGAGUGCUUCAGUUCAUGCAUUUUGCCAAAUA
Durio zibethinus is the source of this 1307-nucleotide messenger RNA. RefSeq names its product non-specific lipid-transfer protein D, cotyledon-specific isoform-like. Gene Ontology annotation, biological process: lipid transport. Lineage: Eukaryota; Viridiplantae; Streptophyta; Magnoliopsida; Malvales; Malvaceae. The record is from RefSeq and is a predicted model, not a curated record. Gene Ontology annotation, molecular function: lipid binding.